GUUUUGAUUGGGCGGACCUUACACAAGAUGUCAGAAACUCGCUCUGUUCUGCUUUAAUCAUCUUUUUAGAACAUUGUUGCUUCGUUUGGAAUAGUUUCUUUAUUAUCAACAUGUCCUCGCUGGAUUUCACGCUGAAUAUUUUCCUUUUCGUGGUGUAAAGAAGUGAUUUUGGACGUGAUUUGACACCUGUUGCUUCGACGUACAGGUGCUGGCUACUACAGCAACUCGGAAGGACCAAACACCGAAACUCCGCGGAUAUUUAUUUUUUUAACGCAUUGUUUGGGGGUUUUGAGACCAUGAAAGUGACGGUAAACUUCGGAAAUACUGCUGUGGUCGUCCCUUGUAAAGCUGGCUGGACUGUCAAAGAUUUAGCGGAACAAGCAACGCGAAGAUAUCGAAGAAUUUUGGAACAACAGCAGCAGGGAGAUGACAUGAUUCAGACCCACCAUCUUGAAUACAGUGAUGGAGGUAUUUUGGACAUGGAUGACCCUUUGGCAGAUUUGGUGGAGGACAGAGAGAAGUUGGUGGCAGUGUUUGAGAUAGAACGUGAGCGUUUGGAAAGUCCCCCGGAGUCCUUGUCUAACGGAUACUCCAGCUCCAGUCCGAUCCAAGAACCAGAGGCAGAACCAGGACUAGUAACGGUCCUCUAUCCCCAUGUGGAGUACCAGGACCCAGCACAAGGGGUGAUCGAAGUCAACGAGGCCGCACUCAAAGGAAACACUCCAUUGUUGGUGAGAAGCUGCAGUGACUCUGUCUUGGCUCCACCCGCCAUCAUGAGAGCCACAACCCCUCCAGAUGAUUACAGUGCGGGGACCCCUGAACCAGAGAUCAACAAUGUGCUGAAGGGAGCGUUGGAGAGACUACGCGUGGAAGAGCAACAGUUCAGAAUGAGUCCGGUAAACCAAAAACCUCUGACGAAGACUGUGGAGUUCCCAGGAAACCGUGGACCUUUGGGGAUUCAUGUGGUCCCAUACUGCUCCUCUCUUAGCGGACGGACUCUGGGUCUGCACAUCAGAGGAAUUGAGGCAACGAGCCGCUCAAAGAAAGAAAAUCUGUUCCAAGAAGAUGAAUGUAUCGUUCAGAUCAAUGACACCUCCCUCCUGGACAAAACCUUCGCUCAAUCUCAGGAAGUGUUUCGUCAAGCCAUGUCUGCUCCUGUGAUCCGCUGUGAAGUCCUCCCUGCAGCCAACAAACCACGCUAUGAAAAAAGCUUAAUCGGAAACAUUUUCAACUCGGACAGCAAAGACUCCUCCACAAAAGCAAGUCCUGUCGUAGUCCGGUCUAGAGCAGGAUCCCAACCACUAGACCCAAAUCCUAGACCCAAGAUAGACCUAAGGAAACCAGAGACCAAGACCCCAGAACCUCCUAUGAUCCCACCCCAGGAAAUAAAGAUACAGUCUGGGUAUGGAUCUUCCAAUAGACAGUCCCCUGUUCCUCCAGGUGGCAGCGCUAUUCCAUCUCCAACUCCCAGAGUGCAAAGUACAAAUCCAGUGACAUCAACACUGGCAAAUCUGACCAAUAAGAAGGGAGGGAAGAAAAUCAAAAUUGACUUAAAAAAAGGUCCAGAGGGCUUAGGCUUCACUGUGGUCACCCGGGACUCCACGGGUCAAGGUGUUGAUCCUAUCCUGGUCAAGAAAAUCCUUCAGAGAGGAGCAGCGGUUAAAGAUGGCCGCCUGCAGCCCGGGGACCGCAUCCUUGAGGUGAAUGGUGUGGACAUGACGGGUCGCAGUCAGGAGGAGCUGGUGGCGAUGCUGCGUUCCACUAAACAGGGAGAGAGUGUGUUUUUGCUAGUGGCUCGAGAAGACAUGUUUCUGCCGCGAGAACUGAAGGGAGAGGAGGCGAGCGCUGUGGUUUUGGAAGAUGGCCGGAAGCAGUUGAUGUUCGAGGUGCCUCUGAACGAGUCGGGAUCGGCCGGACUCGGAGUCAGUCUGAAGGGAAACAAGUCCAGAGAGACCGGAGAGGAUCUGGGAAUAUUCAUCAAGUCUAUAAUACAUGGAGGGGCUGCAUACAAGGACGGCAGACUGUGUGUGAAUGAUCAGCUGAUCGAGGUGAACGGGGAGACCCUGGUUGGACGUUCGAAUCACGCAGCCAUGGAAACGCUGAGGAGGUCUAUGUCCUCAGAGGGAAACGCCAGAGGAACUAUUCAAGUAGUGGUGCUCAGAUCGGCCAAACAGAUUGCAAACACCAACCGUGCUGCAAGUCCCAGCCUGCCUGUGUCCUCCUCCAAUCAGUCUUCUCCUCUUCCUAUCUCCACCAAUCAGAACUCCCUGGAUUAUGAUGUACCGCCCAGACAACCCAGACCCACUCAUUUAGAAACUAGCAAUGCAGCCAAACCUAACCACUUCAAUGCUACCAAUGGGAAUAACUACAGUAGCUACAGCAACAGUCACCUUGACGACCUGGAUGAAAGCUUCCCUCCGCCCCCCUCCCCCGGAGCAGUGGCGGAGAUGAACCGUGAGCUACCCCUAACCCCCCCUCACUACAGUGAGUUAACAAAGCCUCCAUUCUACAGUGGAGGAAAUCUGAGAGACAACUACAGAGCCUCCAAGAGCAUGGACCUGGUGGCCGAUGAGAGCAACAUCAGAUCACUCGCUAGACCUCACAAUGAUCGUGCAGAAGGGGGCGCUGUCGGUCCCACCCUUGGUCUGGUUAAGUCUAGUUCUUUGGAGAGUCUGCAGAGUGCGAUGGAGGAGGUCAGACAAAACUCUGGAUUAAGACAGGUGCCCUUCCAUAAACCUCGCCCACACAUGGUCAGAGGAAGAGGCAGCAACAUGAGCUUCAGGCAGGCCAUAGACAAGUCUUACGAAGGGCCCUCUGAAGAUGAUGAUGAUUUUUCGGAGCACAGUUCUGGACACGAGACUGCGGUCAGCACCUCGUCCCGAAACGAUUUAGAUAUCGACAGCAAAAAGAAAAAGAAAACAAAAGGCAAAAAGAAGGAAAAGAAAACCAAGACCAAGAAGGAGCCUGUGGAAGACCCGGACCGGAAAAAGAAGAAGGGAUUCGGACUGCUCAGUGGGCAGAAGAGGGAGUACCAAGCGACUAGAGCAGUCCCAGGAUACGAUGAAUUGGAUGCAGCCCGACGCAGAGUGCUGGAAUAUGAUCCAAAUCGGAUGGCACCAAGAUCCAAUGAGAUCCGCCCUUCUCACCACUACGAGGAGAUAGACGGACAGUUUAUGGCACAGCUCAGGAGGGACCCAUAUGACUAUCCAAGACCCAUCUCCAACGACCCAGGCUACUACGACCCAAAUGUAACCAGGGAACGCCUACCUCUGCCCCAAUCCUCCCACCAACCGGGCCCCUCCUCCAACCAGCGUUAUCCUUCCUCCCCACACCAGAACCGCAUUGACCAGAGGGGGCGCCAGCAGCAAUACGAGCCUGCUAAGAGAGACGGCUACAGACAAGCUAGCCCGGGACGCUACAUUGAUGAUCGCUAUGAAUACGCAGACAGGAGGCAGCCAGAUCCACGGAGAAAGAAUCCAGUUAUAGGCGCAGUCUGAAGGUAGAAUAUUUAAAGCACAGUCAGGGACAUUUAGGGUGAGUUGGAGAAAUAUAAUAGAGUUUAUCAAUACACAUGUGACACUGAAUUAAACUCUUAGAAAAAUGACAAACCGAGCUAGAUGUUGUAUUUUAAAUUUGUUCCUAAUUAUCUAGACACAAGACUACAUUUUGGACUUUGGGGUGUGUUGGGAUCAGAAGUAAACCUGAACAAGACCAGAACUAAACCAGGACUAGACCAGGACUAAAUCUGUACUAGACCAGAACUAGACCAAGACUAAACCUGUACUAAGCCUGUACUAGACCAUAACUAAACCAGUGCUAGACUAGGACUAAACCAGGACUAAAUCUGUACUAGACCAGGACUAAACCAGUGCUGGAUUAGAACUAAACCAGUGCUAGUCCGGGACUACCUGUACUAGAUCAGGACUAAGCCUGUAUUAGACCAGAACUAAAUCAGUGCUAGACCAGAUCUAAGCCUGCAUUAAACCAAGACUAAACCUGUACUAGACCAGAAGUAAACCAGAGCUAUCCCAGGACUAAGCCUGAACUAGACCAGAACUAAACCAGGGCUAGACCAGGGCUAAACCUGUACUAGACAAGGACUAAAAAUCAAAUCUGGACUAAAUCUGGACUAAAUUAGGACUAAAUUAGGAUUAAACCUGCACUAGACUAGGACUAGACCAGAACUCAACCUGGACUAGAAAAGGACUAGAACAGGAUCAAACGAGGCCAUGGUCCAGAUGUGAAUGAAAUCUAAAAGACACUGAAAAUGGAACAAAAACAGAUCGAUGUUACAAUUUUUCAAAGCAUCUUUUCCCUAAAACAGUACUUUUUCUGAACUAUAAACUUUACCAUUUCAGUAAGACCAGUUGGAAGAAAUUCAAUUCAAAUGACAUUGCAUAGCUAAAGGUCCACUAUGUAACUUUUCUGGUGAGGGGUCCAGUGGCUGGAAAUUGAAUUGUUUUUCCUGGGAUGUUCCACACUAUGACCCCUCUCACUGUAGGAAUGUAUGUUCACCAAGGUAUUUUUUUGCAAUAACAGCUUGACAUAAAUUUAACGCCAUACGGUGGAAUAUUCCAGUCAAAGCAAUACAUUCCUAAUUCCCUACAGUAUAAAAAUUACACAGUGCAUCUUUAAAAGUUUCUCCAAAUUUUCCGUAAACUGCCAGUUUCAAAAGCCUAUAAUACUGUUAUUCCAAUGCAUUGUAAAUAACUAUAAGAGAAUAGAGACUGUUAUUCCCCAAUCUGAGAGCAGAAUUACAAACACUCAUACACGUCAUGCAGUACUACAUGUAAUACUAUUGAUUUUUUAAUUCUUUAAAUGUGUUCAUUUGAAGUUAAGUAUAAACCCAACAUUUAUGUUAACAGCACAUUUAAGUGCUAAAAAGCCUGGGAAAACAGAUGAGUGUAGAGACCCAUGGAGGAACUGAUCAGAGUGAAAUAUUUCAUUUUAUUAUUAUUAUAUAUUACAGCGAUGCAGGAUUUGAUCAGUGUUAUCCUCAAAAUAAACCUCUCUCUCAUUGUGAACUCUAUUUAACUUAAAUGAAGGCAAACUAAGGUUUCAACUGACAGACAACAUUUUUAACAGUUUCCGAUUAGUAAAAUAAUAUAAUCAAGCUAACGACUAGCAUGCAAAUUUGGUACGACUCAAAUUGGGGAAUGAUAGGGACUUUUGUCGUUAGAUUGAAGUUAAUAUAUUUUUUACAUUGAGCACUGAUAAUGUACAUAUCUUUACAAUUUAUUAAUUUAACAUAGAUUAUCAAAAUAGAUAAUUUAGUGGAAGCCAUAUUUUGUACUGUAAAGUCAAAUCCGGGUUGGAAGGCCUUGCUGAGUUUGCAGAGAGGAAGCAGACACGUUCCUGUCACAACAUACAACCAGGAAGUAGACACAGGAAGUAGAAGAUGACAAACAGGAAGCAGGAAGUAGUAUGCCCAACUUCAAAGCCUCCAUUUGUCCUUGAUGUUAAAUCCCUCCUGUGUGUUUUUGACAUUUUUAUUACGUAUAAAUUGAUAAUAUAUUUGUCAACGCUUUUUGUGUGGUGUUUGAAUAAAACCUGUAUAUUGUAUAAACUAUGAAACUUAUACUGCUACUGUAGCCAAUGUGUUCUUGGGGUUCGGAUUUGCCAUGUGUCUGUUGCAUGUUUUUUACACAUUUUUUGCAUUAAAUAU
Periophthalmus magnuspinnatus is the source of this 5665-nucleotide messenger RNA. RefSeq names its product partitioning defective 3 homolog B-like. The record is from RefSeq and is a predicted model, not a curated record. NCBI's taxonomy places the organism in Eukaryota, Metazoa, Chordata, Actinopteri, Gobiiformes, Gobiidae. The transcript has 22 exons. The coding region runs from base 297 to 3497 and encodes 1066 amino acids. Gene Ontology annotation, biological process: establishment of cell polarity; intracellular protein localization; cell adhesion. Gene Ontology annotation, molecular function: phosphatidylinositol binding; protein binding. Gene Ontology annotation, cellular component: apical junction complex; cell cortex; apical plasma membrane.